Messenger RNA from Eucalyptus grandis, 745 nucleotides. RefSeq lists its product as uncharacterized. NCBI's taxonomy places the organism in Eukaryota, Viridiplantae, Streptophyta, Magnoliopsida, Myrtales, Myrtaceae. Bases 123 to 518 code for a protein of 131 amino acids. Gene Ontology annotation, biological process: photosynthesis. The record is from RefSeq and is a predicted model, not a curated record. Gene Ontology annotation, cellular component: photosystem I. The transcript is spliced from 3 exons.
CGUUAUCCACAAGCACAAGGCCUCGUGUGGACGAGCAGUCGAGCAAGCAUUAUCACAUAGAGAGAGAGAGAGAGAGAGAGAGAUUUAGUCAUUGGGGAUCGAUGAUAUAGUCGGACAUUUUCAUGGCUUCGAUUGCACAGAAUGUUUUGAUGGCGCUGACCGCGACGGUGAACAAGUUCGCCUCCUCCAACGUCCAGGCCGUUCCGAGAGGCGAAGGCUGGCGGCGAAAACCGAGAGCCACUCCGGCGGACUCCCGCCAAUCAGUUGCUGGAACCAGACGGUGUCUCCUCCUCCUGUCCGCGGUGGCUGUUGGGGACUCCCGGACCGAUAUUCUCGAGAAGUAUUUGAAGAAAUCGGAGGAGAAUAAAUCGAAAAAUGACAAAGAGAGGCUGGAGAGCUACUACAAGAGAAACUACAAAGACUAUUUCGAAUUUGUGGAAGGGUCAUUGAGGAAUAAGACGGAUCAACUCACUGAAUCAGAGAAGGGUAUUCUCGAUUGGCUUAAAAGUAACAAAUGACAAGAGAGUGACCAUGUUUUCUUAGGACACUCCUUUUUUUUUUUGCCCCUUUCUUAUAAUUAUCUCUUUUAAUCGGCAUUUGAUGUUAGAAUUGUCCAACAUUACUUGUGUACGAAGUUGUUAUACUCUGUAUAUACAUGCGGUCUCCCUUCACCUAUAAGGUUUUAGAUUUUGGGUUGGACAUUCUAACGCGAUAUCAAAAUCGGACUCUAUCUUGGUUUGUUUCA